Molecule: messenger RNA, 1065 nt
Organism: Trichoderma virens Gv29-8
Lineage: Eukaryota; Fungi; Ascomycota; Sordariomycetes; Hypocreales; Hypocreaceae
Exons: 3
Coding region: 1-1065 (354 amino acids)
Biological process (GO): L-methylmalonyl-CoA metabolic process
Cellular component (GO): mitochondrion
Molecular function (GO): methylmalonyl-CoA epimerase activity
Source: RefSeq, a predicted model, not a curated record
AUGAGCAGCGACCAAACUCUCAUCAACUUCAACGCUGGCACUUCCGUUCCGGAUACGGAAGCAAAUGGGCCUAAUGGACAGAGUAUUGCGGAGUGGAGACAAAAGCGUGGUAUUCAUCCAUCGCAGCAGAUCCGUACUGUCAGGCUAGUACAUAUGCGCUACCAGCAUCCCGAUCUAAAGAGCAUCAGCACGUUUCUUCACGACUUUGGUAUGCGUUCUGUGAAGGAGACCGAAGACCGCGUGUGGUUCCGAGGAUAUGGAGUCGACCAGUACGUAUACUACGCACAGAAGGGACCCAAGAAGUUUCUCGGCGGGACCUUUGAGGUGGAGACAUAUGAUGAUUUGGUGAAGGCCUCCAAGCUAAACGGCGCUGGGCCAAUCCAGUCGUUGGAUGACGCACCUGGCGGCGGUUCCUUGGUUACCGCCUUCGACCCGGAGGGAAUCCCAAUCAACUUUAUCCAUGGCCAGGAGCCAGCGAAAACAGGCAAGAUGCCUGAGAGACUCGUUGUCAACUACGAGACCGACAAGCCCCGCAAGCGAAGGUUCCAGCGCUUUGACGAAGGGCCGGCUGCGGUGCACAAGCUUGGUCACUACGGCCUCUGUGUACGAAACUUUACUGAGCAGCUCGAUUGGUAUACUCGUAACUUCAAUUUCGUACCCACCGAUCUGCUCUAUGUCCGAGAUGAGAACAACAUCGACCAGAAUGUCGCUGUCUUCGCCCACAUUGAUAGAGGCAAUGACUUUGUGGAUCACCACACCAUCUUCCUAAGCAAAGCCCAAACAUCACACGUUCAUCACUGUUCAUUCGAGAUUCAUGAUUUCGACACGCAGCAAUUAGGUCAUCAAUGGCUAGCUGGGAAAGGAUACAAGAGUGUGUGGGGCGUCGGCCGCCAUAUUUUGGGAAGCCAGAUCUUUGACUACUGGUGGGACACAACUGGUAACAUGAUUGAGCACUAUGCGGACGGAGAUUUAGUCAACCAGGAUACGCCUAUUGGACAUCUGCCUGCAGGCAACGAGAGCCUGGCGGUAUGGGGUCCCGAGGUGCCGCAGGCAUUUUUAGAUUAG